This is a messenger RNA of Leishmania mexicana MHOM/GT/2001/U1103, 936 nucleotides long. RefSeq lists its product as hypothetical. The transcript has a single exon. Lineage: Eukaryota; Euglenozoa; Kinetoplastea; Trypanosomatida; Trypanosomatidae. The coding region runs from base 1 to 936 and encodes 311 amino acids. The record is from RefSeq and is a predicted model, not a curated record.
AUGUCCAACUCUAAUGCUGGUAUGCUAAAGGAUGUCAUAGGGCGGUCUUGCCCGUGGUGGCUUUCUCGCCUUAUCGCAGAAACAAAGGAGACAGAGAGCUCCCUCAAAAUACUGACGACGUCAGCCCAGAGGCUUCAGCUACGCAGCCAACUCCGCGGGAAUGGCGAGAACCCGGCUCCGUUUUGCCCUCUCUCUAGUGUGCAGUUACGUGCCUCCACGUCAAUCGCGGAAGCUCAGGUGAUUAUGACGCAUGGGAGACGGCUAAGGAUGGUUUCUCGAAACUCUGGCGAUGUAAAGCUGCACGUCGACUUCUCCGACUUUCUCUCGUGUAGCGGGACCUGCCUGACGGACGUUGAAGUAGAAGCGGUGCGCCUUACCGAACUCACGCGGAAGAACUCGUACACCUCUCCAUUUUGGUUAACGCAACCGCAGUUAGAGAGCCACUUUCGAAACGCUCUUGCUGGGCUCUCUACGGGUUGCCUGCCUGCGAACUCGCCCCAUGUCUGCGAGGUGUAUGAAAACCCGAACAUGUUUGUAGAGCUGAGUUGCGGGACGGCGACGACGGCCCGUUACGCCAAUCUCGGCGAGUUUCGAGCACAACCACACGCUGAUCUCUCCUUGAUAGCGUGCUUAUCCUUUUUACGCAUUUUUUCGCCCAUUAACGUGCAAACUCGACGCGCCUUCGACGCGUGUGUGGAGUCGCGUCUGCGGUGGGAGUGUUACCGAAGCGGGUUCUGGUGCAGUAUAUGGGGCACCGUGCAGGACUACGCGAACUGCGGAUUUUCUACCCUUGACGGCGCCAUCGGUGUCGAGGUGUUCGACGCCCUUGGGAAUCCUCUCUUUCUCAUCCGCGCCCUUUGCACUACUGCGCCACUGAACGUUUACUCCAGGUGCUACCCCAACGAUAGUAUUUUCACCGCCUCGGAGACCCUUUGA